UGCUCGUGUUUCUAGAGCUCGCGCUCGUGCAGUGGCAGUCGGAGACGCGCAGCAUUCCACACGCGCUGAGAGCGGGAUCAACGCGCACAACAACAACAGCUCGCGGACCGUCUACUGCGCUGUUUUCUAUUUAAGAGCCUCUUAUAAGAAUCCACAGCGGGAUAAUUUCAGCACAGAUCGCAGCAGAGAGUAACCGUGGAAGAUGGGUUUAGUCCCGGCCGUAUCUGUGCUCAUUCUGGCCAUCGCUGUUCCGAGUCUGGCCGGAUACAUUGAGGCGUUGGCAGCAAAUGCAGGUACCGGAUUUGCCGUUGCGGAGCCGCAGGUUGCCAUGUUUUGCGGCAAGCUCAACAUGCACAUUAACAUCCAGACUGGUCGCUGGGAGCCGGACACUUCCGGAUCCAAAACCUGCGUCGGAACCAAAGAAGGAGUGCUGCAAUACUGUCAAGAGAUGUAUCCUGAGCUGCAAAUCACAAAUGUGGUGGAAGCCAACCAGCCAGUCAAGAUCGAGAACUGGUGCAAGAAGGGCAAGAAACAGUGCAAGGGCCACGCUCACAUUGUGGUCCCCUACAAGUGCUUGGUUGGGGAAUUCGUGAGUGACGUCCUCCUGGUGCCAGAGAAGUGUAAAUUCUUUCAUAAGGAGCGUAUGGACAUGUGCGUGAGUCAUCAGCAGUGGCACGGAGUGGCCAAAGAGGCCUGCUCUAAGGGGAAAAUGGUCCUGCACAGCUAUGGCAUGCUGCUGCCCUGUGGCAUCGAUAAGUUCCAUGGCACUGAAUACGUCUGCUGCCCAUCUACUCGUCCUGAAGAGCCCGCACCUCCUGCUUCACCUUCUAACGAGCUAGAUGAUGAGGAUGAAGACGAGGAUGAGGAGGUGGAGGAGCCUGUCGUUGAGGAUGAGGAUGAUGAAGCAGUAGAGGAGAGCGGUCCUGCUGCCAACGAGCAACCCACUCCAGAGGACACAGCUGAAGAGGAGGAGGAGGAACAGGAGGAUGACGAGGAGGACUACCACUAUGUUUAUGAAGAUGAAGAGGACGACCGAGACAGUGAGGAAAAGGACAUGAAGAAAGACAAAGCUGCCAUCCCUGAGAGCCAGGAUGUUGACAAAACUCUGAAUGAACUGGAAGCUGUGUGUUCUCUGGAGGCGGAGACUGGCCCCUGCCGUGCCUCUAUGCCUCGCUGGCACUUCGACAUGCAGCAGAGGAAGUGUGUGCGCUUCAUCUACGGAGGCUGUGCCGGCAACCGCAACAAUUUCGACUCCGAGGAGUACUGCAUGGCCGUUUGUAAACGUUUGACCGUGCCGCCCACCCCUCAACCCACAGAUGAUGUGGAUGUGUACUUUGAGACCCCAGCAGAUGAUAAAGAGCACAGCCGUUUCCAGAAGGCCAAGGAGCAACUUGAGAUCAGACACCGCAACCGCAUGGAGCGGGUGAGGAAGGAGUGGGAGGAAGCUGAGAGCCAGGCCAGGAACCUACCCAAAGCUGAGAGACAGACACUGAUCCAGCACUUCCAGGCUAUGGUGGAGUCCUUAGAGGAGGAGGCAGCCAGCGAGAAACAGCAGCUGGUGGAGACUCAUCUUGCCCGGGUGGAGGCCAUGCUGAACGAUCGCCGCCGUCUUGCCCUGGAGAACUACCUUGCUGCUCUGCAGGCUGAUCCACCAAGGCCCCACCGUAUCCUGCAGGCUCUGAAGAGGUACGUGCGUGCCGAGAAUAAGGAUCGUCAGCACACCAUCCGGCACUACCAGCACGUCCUGGCCGUGGACCCUGAGAAGGCCGCCCAGAUGAAGUCCCAAGUGAUGACCCACCUGCGGGUGAUUGAGGAGAGGAUGAACCAGAGCCUGUCCCUGCUCUAUAAGGUGCCCUACGUUGCAGAGGAGAUCCAGGAAGAGAUUGAUGAACUUCUGCAGGAUCAAAAGGCAGAUAUGGACCAGUUCCUGUCCUCCAUCUCUGAAUCACAGCCUGAUGUUACGGUGUCCUCUGAGGAGAGUGUGGAGGUUCCUGCCUUUGAGGGAAGGCCUUUCCGCCCCUUCCAGGUCAACUCUCUGGGCUCCCCUGCUGAACCUGAGGGCGAUCUCUCUGAACCCCCUCGUGCCUUCAAGAAAGGCUCUGGCAUGAACAGUCUGGAUGGUCUGAUUGGAGCAGAGGAAAAAGUCAUCAACAGCAAGAGCAAGAUCGACGAAAAUGUGGUGAUUGAUGAGACUCUGGAUGUUAAAGAAGUGAUUUUGAAUGGUGUUGAUCCUCUGUUCAGCCGUGGAUCAGAGCAGGAGACGUUCCGCCCCCUGGUGGAUGAUAUCAGCUUCGGAAGCAGCGCUCUGAUUGGCCUGCUGGUGAUUGCAGUGGCCAUAGCAACCGUGAUUGUGAUCAGUCUGGUGCUGCUGAGGAAGAGGCAGUAUGGCACCAUCAGUCACGGCAUUGUGGAGGUUGAUCCUAUGCUAACUCCAGAGGAACGUCACCUGAGCAAGAUGCAGAACCAUGGCUACGAAAACCCCACCUACAAAUACCUGGAGCAGAUGCAGAUUUAGCCUUCAUGGGGCGCUGUGGAGCUAGAGAGGGGUGAACAUACUACUGACCAAUUAUAAAACUGCUCUCAAAUCAUUUCAUGCAUUUGAAAUGCAUAUUCUGGUUCAUUUAAAGAAAACAAAAAACAAUGGUUUAUUAAUACUACUACUUCUAAUACUGCUACUGUUGUACCAUGGAGCGCAAUUUUAUGCUCUUGUAACUUUUUUUUAUUUUACUUUAAAGUCAACCGUUGUAAAUCAGGAGAACGUGAUUCUGCAAAUUAGCCUGGAAUUGAUUUUCCGUAAUUGAAAUCGGAACGUAUUGUAAUGUUGUUUUAAAUGUUAAUUUUUAUAAAGUUCAGAUCUAGUCUAUAGAGGUACAGCAAAGCCGAAACAAUCAAAAUAAGACGGAUAAGUUUGUCUACACCAUCGCUGGCCGCCGGAUAUACUUCUUUUAAAUAGAUCGCUUGUAUAUGAAGGUUAUUUGUAAUGACUUAAAUGUAUAGUGAAGCAGAAAAUAUGAAAAGAAAAUCCUUAAUUCAUUUACUUUGUAAUUAUUAAAAACACACAAUAUAUACAUAAAUAGAAAAAGUAGAUGGUCAAUUUAUUCAUAGUAAUUUUUUUUCCAGAGGUUACAGGUUUAAACGUUGAGAUUAAAGGACUGAUAAUGCCGGUCCAAACAUCUGAUACCAUCGCCUGUGUAAGAUAUGAAGAAUGGUUCGAACUGAAUGGCGUGACGGCCUGCCAGAUAUUUUGGCUGAUUGUAAAUGUAGAGGUGCCUGAUUUCAGUAACAUUUACCAUGUCCUUUGUUUUUAUCUUUUGGUUAUGGUGUCAUAUACUUGGACCAAUAAACAGUGCGGCCCCUGCACAUGAUCGGUGCAAAUUUGUUGAAAGGUUAGAGGCCUCCAGUCUCCCAUAUCACACUAAAAUGUCUCUCUACUCUGAAUGAAUGUUAUUUUUCCUGCUGUUACAUGCAAACAGUCCAACGCUCCCUUUUUAUAGUAAAUCUGGCCUGAUAAAAUGUUGCAUUCAGCUUAGGUUUAUCGCAGUUAUGCUGUAAUGAGAAUUGCCAUGGAGAGUUUUAUCGUGUGGCAAUACUUUGCACACAUUGCAUACAUCAAAAAGACCCUAAUUAUAAUACUACGAUAUAUAUGUUGUUUAUAGCAUAAGUCCCACAAGGACAUACCCUUGAAAACCAUGAUUAAACGCACUAAAGUUACUCAGCUGGAGGCCAAGGCAAGUGCAAGAAAUGUUUUGCAUGUCCACUACGAUGCAAGGCAAGGAAAAAAUUGUUGCCCCCCCAAACCCCCCCCCCAUUAGCAAUGUCUUUGUGUGCCUGUAUAGUUGAUGUUGCAAUCAUGGCUUUUAUCAAGGACAACCUGUGGUGUGCAUUGUUCUUAUAUGAGAUGUUAUGAUAUAUAUUUUUAAGUUCUUUUAUUUUCUAUUUUUUCCCUCUUCCUGUGACAGUAUUUCUGUGUGUGACUUUCACUAUGCACCUAAAUGGCUCCAAUCUUGGACCUUGUCAUUGCCUGCUUGAUUGUGGAAAUGGUCAUGGGGUGAGGGGAAAAUAAUACAAAGUUCAUACAUUAGAAGUUAAUUAUGGUUGAAUCCAGUGGAAAAUGGCUUCUUAGUUACAGGUGGGAAACACAUCAAUAAAUUCACUACUUCCA
This is a messenger RNA of Cyprinus carpio (common carp), 4162 nucleotides long. It is a transcript of the gene aplp2, whose product is annotated as amyloid beta precursor like protein 2. Gene Ontology annotation, cellular component: membrane. The record is from RefSeq and is a predicted model, not a curated record. Gene Ontology annotation, biological process: axonogenesis; central nervous system development. Gene Ontology annotation, molecular function: transition metal ion binding; serine-type endopeptidase inhibitor activity; heparin binding. NCBI's taxonomy places the organism in Eukaryota, Metazoa, Chordata, Actinopteri, Cypriniformes, Cyprinidae.